Schizosaccharomyces japonicus yFS275 is the source of this 2684-nucleotide messenger RNA. Its product is annotated as inositol polyphosphate phosphatase. Gene Ontology annotation, molecular function: phosphatidylinositol-3,5-bisphosphate 5-phosphatase activity; phosphatase activity. Bases 139 to 2583 code for a protein of 814 amino acids. Gene Ontology annotation, cellular component: endomembrane system. Lineage: Eukaryota; Fungi; Ascomycota; Schizosaccharomycetes; Schizosaccharomycetales; Schizosaccharomycetaceae. Gene Ontology annotation, biological process: phosphatidylinositol-3-phosphate biosynthetic process; phosphatidylinositol dephosphorylation; glycerophospholipid metabolic process. The transcript has 6 exons. The record is from RefSeq and is a predicted model, not a curated record.
GGACCGUUACCCAUAACAUCCAUUGCAGAUCCAAGUUCUUCCAAAAACAAGUUUCAAUAAUGCUUUUAUAACUUACUAAUUAAUUGCUUAUACUUUUGUUCAAAGUUCUCAACGUUUCUUCCGGUAGAUAACAAAAGAAUGUUGAAAACUGACCAUGGUUCUGUUUCAUUCGGCAUCUAUAAAACAAACAAUUGGUUUUAUAUCGUAUGUCGAAAAUCAAGCCAGAAUGAGUAUACUAUUCUGAAGCUGUUCUGGUGUCCCAAACGAGGACUUCAAAUGCAAGAAGGCCAAACAGUCUACAAUACGGCUCAAAAGAAUAGCAUUCUUGAUUCAUUGGCUAGUGGAAAUGCUGUAACUGGUGGAUUGACGCAUAUUGCUGAUGCCCGUGCAAUCCUUGGACUCAUGCGAUUCACUGCUGGUUAUUAUUUAUAUGUCUGUGUGGAAGCAAGUGCGAUAGCAAUCAUUGGUGGACAUCAUGUUUUUCAUGUGGAAAAGACAGAAUUAAUUCCAUUGACUUUACAUGCUACAACUGUUUCUAACGAGGAAAAAUGGUUUAUGACAUGCAUUCAGCGUUUGGACUUGUCAAAGGCAUUUUACUUUAGCUAUACGUACGACCUUACUCAAACGACUCAGUACAAUUUUACGCACCCGCGUUUACAGAAUGGUGUGCGAGAAAUGUUUAUGUGGAACCGUCACAUUUUGAAACCACUUACUGCUAUCUUUGGGUUUGACUCGCCUUGGUGCAUUCCCAUCAUCCAUGGUUUCGUUGACCAAGCAAAACUAAUUAGUUGUGGUAAACUAAUUCUGGUCACAUUAAUUGCUCGACGAUCGCGGCAUUUUGCCGGUGCUCGUUAUUUGAAACGUGGCCUAGAGGAAAAUGGUUUCGUGGCCAACGAGGUCGAAACGGAACAGAUUGUUUCUGAUGGUUCAGUCUCAUCAUUUCCGUCUGACGUGAAAACGAACGGAUACCCUGGCUAUACGAGUUAUGUGCAGCACAGAGGAAGCAUCCCAUUGUAUUGGUCUCAAGAUUUCAACAACAUGACGCCGAAACCACCAAUUGAUAUUACCCUUCGAGACCCGUUUUAUUCUGUAACAGCACUUCACUUUGAUCGACUUUUAGGACAGUAUGGUUCCCCGUGUAUUGUUCUUAAUCUCAUCAAGGCGAAGGAAAAAAUUAGACGGGAGGGAAUUUUGCUGGAUGAAUAUGAGCGUGCAAUUGCAUACUUAAACCAAUUUCUCCCGGAAGACAAGAAGAUUCAGUAUCUUGCUUGGGAUAUGUCGAAUGCGGUAAAGAGAAAUCAACCUGUCAUUAAGGUGCUCGAGCGAAUGGCAGACUACAUUAUUAAACAAACAAAGUUCUUUUCUACUGCUACGAGCUUCGAACCAGCUAGCUUUCAAGAGGGUAUUGUUCGUGUGAAUUGCAUUGACUGUCUUGAUCGGACGAAUGCGGCACAAUUCAUUAUUGGAAAAACAGUGUUUGGACAUCAAUUGUACAAAUUAGGUGUGAUAUCUUCGCCAAAGCUUUUUUAUGAUUCAAAUGCAGUACGCUUGUUGACUGAGAUGUACCAUAAUCACGGCGAUGCCAUUGCCUUACAGUACGGAGGAUCGUUGCUUGUAAAUACUUUACAAACAUAUCAACGGAACAACCAGUGGUCAAGCACUUCUCGCGAUCUUAUAGAAAGUAUCAAGCGAUUUUACAGUAACACUUUCGUGGAUGUCCAACGUCAAGAAGCCAUAGAUUUGUUUCUUGGAAACUUCACAACUCAGGGAAAGAAUUUUAGUGUUGGUUCUGUGCCAAGAGAGUGUGUUAGCAAGCGAUUCCAUGACGGAUUGGUUGUUCGACGAAACUAUCAACAUUGGUGGACUCCUUUAUACAUCAACAUGCAUUUUCGAUUACGCCGGUGGUCGUUGGAGUAUGCGGAAAAUUCUAAACAUGCCUCAAGUUCUCGAAGUUAUGACGAGUUGUACAUGUCUUCAAAAUUUACUGGCCUUCAUGAGUUACUAUUGUUUAACAUGUAUUCAAAUCUUUAUAUCGCCCCAUCAAGCUUCUUCCCUAUGCUCACGAGCACCAUACUUCCUUUGUCCACAUUUAAUACUACAGUUAAUGAACACGGUCUUAAUCCAUUUUUGCGUCGUCGAAAACCUGCAGAACAAGCUGUUAUUAGCCAGCCAUACAAACGCGACAGACAAAAGCGCAGCGGGAAGAAGAAUGGAGGUCGCGGACAUCGCCGGGGUUACUCUUCAGCUUCUAACUAUACCCAUCGGUCACGAAAGUCUACGCACAUGUGGGAGUCCAUUGACAUCAAGAAGGAAGACUUGGAUAAAUACGAAUUGUUUGUUGAAUUCAAAAACUCUGCUUCUGAGAAGCUGUCUUCUAAGAGCAAGUCCGAGCACUCGACUGACGAAAUGGUGUCGCUGGUUCAGAAAGACCUGAGCGAACUAGUUGUUAGUGAUGCCCGUGUGCUUGAUUACAAAGCUUAUUUCGAGACUGAAAAACGACUGAGCGAAGCUAAACGCUCAACUGACAUUGCGCCAGCUGAAACAAUCGCUUUUUACAGUUUUUGGUUAACGAAUUACAAGUGAUUACGCCUUUUAUAUGUAUAAUCGAUAUUUAUAAUGAUAAUGAUAUUGUUUCUAUGCCUAAAAAUCGCAGAGUGAAAGUUAACUCUUAUUGUGUAAUUAAC